AUGCGUCAAAAGCCGGCACCGCAGGACACCUUCUUCAACCUCAUCAAUGACUCGCAAGGGUACAGACCGACGUCUGUCACCACAGAGUUUGUCGAUACGGACUGGGAUGAAGAAGACACAAUCCUGUCGGACGCCGAAGACAGUUCGCCUCGCGGUAGUUUCCAAUCCUCGGGUCAAACAACGCUCGACUCCUUUGACGAGGCCUUGACGCCUAGAUCGAGUCGUCUCGAGCAUUCGCCCAAGCAAAUCGAAGGCCCGAGUGGCCCUCACCUGUUCCACCCCUCCUCGUCUGACUAUGGCUUUUACCAUAUGCCCGACGAGAGCCUCGUUCUGGGCAUGUCGCCCAUCACGCCCAAGCCCCGCGGGUUCGGCGAGAUCACAGUGCACCCACCGCUCCCGCAGGCCGGGCCGUUUCAGUACACGCGGGACGAGCUGGACACGGGCAGCCUCGUGUCCUGGACGCCGGAGAUGGUGGCGCAGUCGAUGCUCAAUGCCGGCAUUGAAGUGCCCAUGGCCGACCGCUUCAUCGAGAACGACAUCAACGGGCCGAUUCUCAUCACGCUCAAGUUUGAGGACCUGCGCGAGCUGGACAUUCCGUCGUUUGGCAUCCGCACCAAGAUCUGGCACCAGAUCCAGACGCUGCGCGACAGCCAGCAGAGGGCCCGCGACUCGCGCCCCGGGACGCCCAUUGAGGACUGCCCGAGCCGCGAGGUGCGCAAGGAGGCGCGCAAGCAGGACCACCAGGCCUCGGCCGCGCCCAAGCGCCACGCGAGCAGCCGUCGCCAGCGACGGAGCCCCGAGGCCGGCGCCGCCGCGGACAGCAUCAUGCCGUACGAGUCCGUGUCCAUCAUCGGCAUCGAGCAGGUGAUCCCCAAGCCGCACAGCUGCGCCAAGGGCGAGAACUGCAGCAAGUGGCGGAAGCAGCAGCGGCUCAUUGACGAGUUCCGGCGCGUCAACCCGCACGUCGACAUGGCGGCCUCGGGCAAGGUGCUCAUCUACGGCGACGCGGGCAACCCCGAGACGGCGCGCGCCAUUGACCCCAACGCGGACAUUGUGCGCCCCUUCUCCGACGCGGCGCCCUCGGUCGUCGCGUCGUCGGACAUUCUGGGCACGGGCGGCAUGCCGCCCCUGCAGUACCUGCAAGAGGCGGCCCUUCGCGGCGUACAGGCGCGGGAUCCGCAGGAGAACGUGCGACAGUUCCUCAGCUUCCAGCGCACAAAGGACGCCGCCGCGUCGCUCAACGAGGUGCCGCCCACACCUCCCUUUGAGCUCGCACCGCCGGCGCAGGCGCCUCAUCACGGCCUCCGCCGCCUGCCCAAGCUGUCCAUCCCUCUCAACGCCCACGCCCAGCGCUGCUCGACCGCGCCUCGACGAGCCUCGACGUUGCAGCAGUCCGUCGUGGCACCCCAGCACCAGGAACACCAUCCACAGCAGGAGCAGGAGCAGGAGCAGCAGCAACACCAAGUCGUCCAGCAGCAGCAGAAACAACAGCAACAACAACAGAGACAACAACAACAGUCACACCAUCAUCAGCGCAGCAACUCGCAAAACUUCGUCCCCUACAUGAUGAACAAGGCAGAUCCUCGAUCGCCAGACCUAGAGACGCCCAGGAACCCAUACAGAUUCGGGACACCCUUUUCUGAGCUCGACGUGCCCGUGACCGCGGUGCCCCUCGGCCCUGUGGCACGGGACGCGUCGCAGUCGGUGCCGCCCGACAUGAGCUAUCGCGCCGCGCCUGGGUACAACGUGGCGCCGGGGCCGCAGCCACCGCGCUCGCAGUCUCGUGCCUCGUGCCGGCGGCCGUCGUUUCCCAUGCUGCCUUCUGUCAACGAGCACAGGGCCGCCACCACCGGCCGUGUUUCAUCGCGCACCCCGUCUCCGCAGGAGUCAUUGCCGCCGCACGCGGCCACCCGCUUCGUGCGACAGGCGCCGCCGCUCCAGGCGCCCCCUCGUGGCAUCUACCCGUGGUCCUCGCUCGAGCGGCACCAAAGCGACGACGUGGCACGAAGCGCGACGAGCAGCAGCAGCAGCACGCCUUCGCUUCUUGGUGGUGGUGGUGGCGUCACGAGGUCCGUCACGGCUACGCCUGCGCCGCCCGCAAUCGGCGGUGUCUCGUUCCAGGGGCCGAUGAAGAAGCGAAAGACGCGCCUCCUGCGCAACGAGUGGCACGACGGCUACUUCACUCUCAAGGGCACGCGUCUCAACAUGCACAAGGACGUGGCCGCCGUGGACCGCACGCUCGAGUACAUUGACAUUGACGACUACGCCAUUGCCUGCUCCAGCCUCGCGUCCACGUCCAAGCUCACCGCCGCCUUCAAGGCGGUGAGCAUCUCGCACAGCCGCGAAAAGAGCGACCCCGUCGGCGCCUUUAGCUUCCAGCUGAUCCCGCAGGACAAGAACACCGCCCGGCUGCGGAAGCGCGAGAGCUCCAUGAGCGCUGCGGCGGCCGGCCUGUCUGCUGAUGGUGUCAACGGCACCGGCAAGACGCACCACUUUGCUGUCAAGAACCGCGACGACCGCAUCGACUGGAUGCGCGAAAUGAUGCUUGCCAAGGCCCUGAAGCAAAAGGGUGACGGCUUUGAGAUUAGUGUCAACGGUAACAUGAUUUGA
This is a messenger RNA of Cordyceps militaris CM01, 2610 nucleotides long. RefSeq names its product SAM and PH domain-containing protein. Lineage: Eukaryota; Fungi; Ascomycota; Sordariomycetes; Hypocreales; Cordycipitaceae. Gene Ontology annotation, molecular function: protein binding. The coding region runs from base 1 to 2610 and encodes 869 amino acids. The record is from RefSeq and is a predicted model, not a curated record. The transcript has 2 exons.